This is a messenger RNA of Pisolithus orientalis, 954 nucleotides long. RefSeq lists its product as uncharacterized. The record is from RefSeq and is a predicted model, not a curated record. Gene Ontology annotation, molecular function: protein kinase binding; cyclin-dependent protein serine/threonine kinase regulator activity. The transcript is spliced from 3 exons. Gene Ontology annotation, biological process: regulation of cyclin-dependent protein serine/threonine kinase activity. Gene Ontology annotation, cellular component: nucleus; cyclin-dependent protein kinase holoenzyme complex. NCBI's taxonomy places the organism in Eukaryota, Fungi, Basidiomycota, Agaricomycetes, Boletales, Pisolithaceae. Bases 1 to 954 code for a protein of 317 amino acids.
AUGGUUGCCCUCCACCGUCCCACCGUCCACAGUGCCAGUCUCGUGGACCCUGCUCUCCACUCCCCCGCCUUGCUCGACUUGCUCGAGAUCAAGCUCUCCAGGUCCAUCAUCGAAUAUGUGGUCGAUUGCACCGCAGAUACCGUUAACUAUGCGAUGGGCCGUCCCUCGUCUUCACACCGGGGUCGCUCUGUCGCCCGCCACUCUGACUACACCCCGUUCACAACCUUCGUGACCAAAGUCCUCACUCGUGCAGAGGUAUCUAUCCCAACCCUCUUGGUCACCCUCGUAUACAUCAACCGUGCCAAGCCCCAUCUUCAAAUUGCCCUCGAGGAAUGGGCUUGUGAACGUGUCUUCCUUGGCGCUCUCAUAAUAGCUCACAAAUACCUUCAUGAUUCUACCCUCAAAAAUGUGCAAUGGGCGUUCUGCACCGGCGUUUUCGGAAAACGCGACACCGGUCGCAUCGAGCGCGAAUUUCUCCAAGUCUUGGACUUCGAGCUGUCUAUCUCCGAAGACGAUAUCUUAAGCCACCACGACUCCCUAUCUGUCAUUGCGCUCCCUGUAAACCGCUACAGGCACCAACGCCACUUGGCUCGCGCGCCCUCCACUCAUCCAGUUCAUCGUCAGAAUGACCACAGCGCCACUUGUCCCGAGUUGGCACCUUCUAGUCCCAAAUCCUCAUCCUCCGGAAGCUCGUCCUCGCCUUGCACCCCAGAACCAGUCGUAUUCACCGCCGAUGGCACGACACAUAAACCACCUGUUGAUCUGGUGGUUGCAGACGUACCUCCUCCGGUGCCACCGAAAACUGCUUCCACACUCGAUAUCUUGCGGGCUUUCCCUCCUCCCUCGAAUUCACAUUCACACAUGGCUCCACCACAAUCAGCAUCUUCAUACCUACAUAAACCUCGCCACCAUUCACGCUUCGCAGUAAAUUCUAUGACGCAGGCUACAGCGUAA